AUGGCCAAAAAUUGUCCACAGUAUAUUUUUGGGGAGUUCAGCGACGACGAGUUCAAGCAAUUCUUUGCCAGUGCUCGCUGUACAGUGGAGCUCCCUCCUUUUAAUGAAACCGUUUUCUAUGGGCCUCAGUCUUCAAGUGAUCAGGAUGGUGAAGAAGUACCAGCGCUCGAAUUCGGCGUCAGCGAAGUGAUCGACCCGGACGCGGGCCUCGUCGUCAACAACUCCGCCUACAGUAUUUCCAGCACUUUGAACCCCCAGGCCCCGGAGUUCAUCGCCUCUCCGAGGACUUGUAACAGCCCAGACCUGUCUGUGGACUAUAAUAGCGAGGCCGCCAAUGACGACGAGGCUCCUCCCCUUCCGAGCGCACUAGACAAUGAUAGGACUGCUGGACAGCCUGAGACAUCGUGCAGUGUUACCCUCCCACAGCCACCCGGCACCCCCCCGGACGACGAGGGGCGGGAGAGCCCAAUAAGGACAGCCGUGGAGCAGCCCCCGGCUGCCCCCGAUACUACUGAAAACCUCGGAGUUCCCAAUGGACAGACACUUGAAACCACAGAGGACGCGCCCGCCUCCAACGGGGUUGACUGCCACCCGGAGGCGGAGCCAGCCAAGCCGGAGGACACGUCGCCCCCUCAGCCCGUCGGCCCGGCUUCGGCGGCCCCCCCCUCCUCCUCCGCCAACCCACCGGCUAAGUCUUGGGCUAGUCUCUUCCACAAUUCUAAGCCCUCCGCCUCCCCGCAGGUGGCCUACGUCGAGACUAAGUGUUCCCCUCCCCCCACCGCCACCACCGCCGCCCCUCAGCCCACCGAAAAACAGGCGGAGGAGAAGGAGAGCCCCGUGCCCGUGUCGGAGGACUCGCUAGCCAUAAAGAUUGCAGAGGUGUUGGAGAAUGUGAAGCUCGUCCACAAGCCGGUGUCGUUGCAGCCCCGCGGGCUCGUCAACAAAGGCAACUGGUGCUACAUCAAUGCCACUCUACAGGCUCUGGUGGCUUGUCCCCCGAUGUACCAUCUUAUGAAGUGCAUUCCAAUGUACAGCAAACUGGACCGGCCGUGUACAUCAACGCCCAUGAUUGACAGCUUUGUGAGAUUGAUGAAUGAAUUCACGAACAUGCCGGUUCUCCCGAAGGCUAAACAAGUCCCCGGUGACAAGGUCAUGCGUGACAUCCGCCCCGGGGCGCCCUUUGAACCCGCCUACAUCUACCGCCUGCUGACCGUCUCCAAGUCUACGCUCUCCGAGAAGGGGCGCCAGGAGGACGCAGAGGAGUAUCUCGGCUUCGUGUUGAACGGAUUGCAUGAAGAGAUGCUGAGCCUGAAGAAGCUGCUCUACCCCCAAAACGACAAAAUCUCGGUGUCGAAUGGUCCGGAGCCGGUGCCGGAGGAGACGUCGGAGGUGAACCACGAAGACCAGGCAGAGGGCAGCGAUGAGGAGUGGGAGCGGGUGGGGCCGCGCAACAAGAGCGCAGUGACCAGACAAGCCGACUUUGUCCAGACGGCCGUCACGGAUAUCUUUGGAGGACACAUGCGGUCCGUCGUGUACCAGCAGAGCUCCAAGGAGUCGGCCACCCUGCAGCCCUUCUUCACCCUGCAGCUGGACAUCCAAUCGGAGAAGAUCCGCACCGUCCAAGACGCACUGGAAACCCUCGUGGCCCGGGAGUCCGUCCAGGGCUACACCAGCAAAACCAAACAAGAGGUGCAUUUACUUUCUCCCGGAGUAAAAAGCAAGAUUUUCAAAGGCCAAAGGACCUACCGGCUCUUUGCAGGAUCUCCCCCUCACUUCCUGUUCUCUCUUUGGAGGAUCUCCCCCUCACUUCCUGUUCUCUCUUUGGAGGAUCUCCCCCUCACUUCUUGUUCUGUCUGA
Nanorana parkeri is the source of this 1857-nucleotide messenger RNA. It is a transcript of the gene USP10, whose product is annotated as ubiquitin specific peptidase 10. Gene Ontology annotation, molecular function: cysteine-type endopeptidase activity; cysteine-type deubiquitinase activity. The record is from RefSeq and is a predicted model, not a curated record. Gene Ontology annotation, cellular component: nucleus; cytosol; early endosome. NCBI's taxonomy places the organism in Eukaryota, Metazoa, Chordata, Amphibia, Anura, Dicroglossidae. Gene Ontology annotation, biological process: protein deubiquitination; regulation of autophagy; DNA damage response, signal transduction by p53 class mediator.